Molecule: messenger RNA, 225 nt
Organism: Pipistrellus nathusii (Nathusius's pipistrelle)
Lineage: Eukaryota; Metazoa; Chordata; Mammalia; Chiroptera; Vespertilionidae
Source: the annotation of a GenBank genome assembly
AUGAAGAUUCUUCUCUUUUCUUUUAUUUUGUUCUUCUUUGGUGUCUUCAUGCUAUCAGCUUCAAGAAAAGUGGACCCUUUUGCCUUUAAUCGUUCAGAGAUAUGUGUACUGCUAAGUGGUCAAUGUAAAAGGCAGUGUGGUGAAAAAGAAUUUAGGAUGGUAUAUUGUGUAAUACCUACAGUUUUCUGUUGCAUAAGAGAAUGUGAACCUUAUGAGUACUAUUAA